UCGCAGUUUUGACUAUAAUCGUCCAUAAAUUGCGAUAUAUCGUCAGUUUUUAACAACUGGUGAUUAAUGGACUUGCAGAAAAAAUCGCCAAUUGUUAAAAAUCACUGAUAUAUCGCCAUUUUUAAAAACAUCGCAAGUUAAUUAUGAUUAAUUAAUCAAGAUCACUUCACUCAUCAAAAGAUAUACAGCACAAUUUGCUUUCGUAACUUCAGUUGCAGUAACUACAAGCUUAAUAGGUAUUCCCUUCUUUUGCUUCUUGCCGCCAAGCUCUUCAAAGAAAAGAUCUCAGUCAUUCCUUCAUUUGUUUCACUCAAGUAAACAUCUCAUUUUAAUUAUCUCUAUAAAAGCAUAGCAUGUCAAGUAAUACAUGUACUGUUCUAAAUACAAAUACUAUUCAAAAUGAUGAUACUCAUCAUCAAAAUGAACAUCAAAACGAUAAUGAACAAAAUGAUAAUGAAGAUGCUAUAGAUAGUCAGCAUAAUAAUAAUGAUAACACAGAUGAUGCUACGAAUUUAAAGUUAUCGAAGACGUCCGAUGAUCAUAGCGCUUCCGGGUCGAACUCCUCUGACAAGUCGGAUGACGAGGAAACGGACAAAGUUCAUAAAAAACGGACAUCACGAUGUGAUCAUACACCGAACAAAAAAGAUACAAAACGAUCACAACCCGGUUAUAAUCGUUAUCCUAGAGGAGGAAAUUCAUUUCGACCACGGUCAAAUUUUCCACGGAGUUCUGGUUCAUGUCUUUGGAAUAAUAAUAACAAUUGUCCAUUCAUUGGUUUUAAUAAACGUGGUGGAUUUCAAUCAACUUAUCCACCGAAACAGCCACAUGCUGGCGGUCAGACAUGGGCGAGUCCGAGAGCCCAUAUUGAAACAGCAAAAAAAUUUUGGAAAUAUUGUUUCGAACAUAAACUACAUGUUACAGCAGAAUUUCUACCAGGCCGUCUGAAUAUGGAAGCAGAUUAG
Messenger RNA from Didymodactylos carnosus, 962 nucleotides. The record is from the annotation of a GenBank genome assembly. Lineage: Eukaryota; Metazoa; Rotifera; Eurotatoria; Philodinida; Philodinidae.